CGCUGUUUAGAUCUGAGGUGAUUUAGGGGGCGAUUUCCGGUGAGAUUUCCGGCGAACCCUCUUCAACUCCGUUUUCACCGCUUAAACUCGACGCCGUCGCUCCGUAUCGUGUCUCUGGAGACUAUUGAGUUAAGGUUUCGUUGUUUCGUUAGGAGAAUGGAGGACAUUGACAACAUAGAGGAAGAUGAGUAUGGGUUCUCAAAAAAUUAUUUUCUGGCUAAAGAGUUGGGUGGGUCAAGCAAGAAGUCAGCGCAUAAGCUCUCUGAUAUUAAUAUUAUUGAUGAACAGGAGCUUCGAGAAACUGCGUUUAAUAUUGAAACGAAGCAUGAGAAAGAGAUUUUUGAGCUUUUGGAUGAUUACAAGACUAUGUUACAAGAGAUUUUUGAGCUUUUGGUCACUCCUGUUAUUUUACCUUCUCAUCUGGAAGUUAGACUUCAAUGUUCCAUCAGAGUAACCAUGCCUUUGUGUGUUGUCAUUUCAUUUUUGCUGAUUCCAGGUGUGGCUUUGGGCUUCUAAUGUACGGCUUUGGAUCUAAAAAAAGGUACUCUUUACUGGGUACUAUUUAUUUAGAAUACUACAAAGAUCCCUGUACUGGGUCAUGCUGGUACGGUUUCAUCUUUGUUUUUUUCCAUAUAAUUGUAUAGAAGGAUUGUGCUAGAUGAAUGAUGAUGACUUUUAUUGUGUACUUGUAGAUGGAAUCUGUCAUGUAUACAUUGACAACGCUUGUAAUCUGGAUACUGCCAUGGAAACCUUUCUAGUGCAUAAGGAUCUAGAGCAGAAUGCUGUGUUCAAUGAGCUUAUCUUCGCUCUCCAGAGCAAUGGAGUCACUUUGUAUGGUGGACAAGGGCAAGUGCAAUACUGAACAUACCAGAAGCACGGACGUUCAAGCAUGAGUACUGUUCAAAGUCUUGCACCGUUGAAGUUGUAGAUGAUGUCUAUGGUGCUAUAGAUCACAUUCACAGACAUGGAAGUGCACACACAGACUGCAUUGUGACAGAAGAUCCAGAAGUUGCAGAACUUUUCCUUCGCCAAGUAGAUAGUGCUGUUGUGUUUCACAACGCAAGCACAAGAUUCUCUGAUGGUUUUCGAUUUGGACUUGGUGCUGAGGUGGGAAUAAGCACAUGCAGGAUCCAUGCCCGUGGUCC
Messenger RNA from Eruca vesicaria subsp. sativa (arugula), 1145 nucleotides. Lineage: Eukaryota; Viridiplantae; Streptophyta; Magnoliopsida; Brassicales; Brassicaceae. The record is from the annotation of a GenBank genome assembly.